Messenger RNA from Soboliphyme baturini, 933 nucleotides. Lineage: Eukaryota; Metazoa; Nematoda; Enoplea; Dioctophymatida; Soboliphymatidae. The record is from the annotation of a GenBank genome assembly.
AUGCUAGCCGCGCGUUUGGUACCGUUUCUAACGCCGCUCGUAAUUGAAGCGCUGUUCACCGCUGUCGGCUGUGCGGCGGCUUUGCCGGACGCGGCGCAGGGCCAGCAGCAGAAGCAGCUGAAAUGGUUGCACGACUCGAUGAUGUUCUUCGACACGAGUCCGGUGCACUGCGGUCAUGUGCUGGCCGAAACUCCGUUGCCUGUUUCGGUUCUGUCACAGCUGAUGACCAGCCAGCACCCGGCGGUCACGUCGAUGGCGUCCGCCCUCAGCGCCCUUCUCCUGCUGCGCAUGGACCGCGAUGUGACCGAAGUGGGCAUCGUGUCCGACGCGCUGUCGCGCUUCACGAUCGUGUCCGUCGUCGCCGACGCCGUCUCCCCUGCGGGGGCCCAGCUGUCGGACGACUCGGUGAGCAGCGUAGCCUCCGGCAUGACCCCGACCGACGAGGCAAAGUUUAUCGUCGAGUUCCUGCGUCAAAAAACUUUCGACAAACACGAAAACCUUUCGUUCCUGUGGCAGCAGGUAUGCACGCAGCAACGCGAUCGACGCUGGCGAGUAAUUUUAGUCGUCAGAGCGACAAAGCCUGAUAAUCAGAACCGCGAGCUCGUCGAGUACGCCGACCGUCACUACGCGUUACCGUAUUUGGCGACAGCGUUUGCACAUCUUGGGACGAUGUUGUUCAUCAAAUGGGGCGUUCACUUGAAAGAAACGCAAAUCAAGGCAGCUGAAAUCGUCGGUAUUGUUCAAUGGUCCUACGGAGUGAAAGUUUUGUUACGGCAGCAGUGUCCAGUCCGCCGAGCUCGACUACCUCGCCAUCGUGCCACCUUGCCACAGCUCAUGUACAUAUUUAGCCAGCUCUGUGGCGUGUCCGGAUCGGUCGACCACGUUUCGCCGAUGCUGUCCGCCUUCUGCGUGACGGAUCGUUUUCUCGACUAG